GCGACCCGUUUGUUUUGGCCGAACUACCGAACUCUCCCACCAUCGCUUACUACCACCCAAGCUACAGCUAACUGACGUCGAGUUCGGUGCCCGACACCUCCGCUAGGAACCAACUUCUAGCUACACUGGACGAAAACACAGAACACCGUACCUCACGGUUUCCCUUAAAGAAAUGAACACAAUCAAUGACGCUAUUUGUGAGGUUGAACGGAAGAUCGGCCGGGAACGGUCUAUGAUCCACGGUGCCCGUGCAAUGGAGCAAUUGACGAAGAACCAGGUAAUCCACCAGCAGCUGCGAGCAAACAUCAAAGAAGCCGAAAAAAACAUUGCAUACUUGGAAGAAAGACUGCAGAAACUGCGGCUACGACAGGCUGGGGUGCAUUCUAAAAGCUCGACGAGCGUGUCUGGACUGUCCACAGGAAACGGACAGGACUCGGAGGAUAAGAGUAAAGAGACAAACAGUCAGCCGCCGUUGACAAACCUCGACAUCAUCAAAUAUGACACUCCCAUUACAAUUGCCAAAAUCUCAGUCAUGCUGCAGCAGCUCGAGUUCAAACUCACACUCGAAAAACAGUUCCGCGAGGGCAUUGACAAGAUGGCCAAGCUGUAUCAACGGGAGGGCGACAAGCGAAGCAUUUUCGAGGCCGAAACCAAGAGAGUAGAAAGCGCACAAAAGAUCAAGCUCCUUCAGCAGGCUCUGAAGCGGUAUCAUGACUUGCAUAUCGAGAUUGAUGAAGACGACCUCAACACAGGCACCCAGCUCAUCGCACCCAACAUCCGUCGUCCGCAGUCGGGAACGCUCACUAUAUGCAUCGGCUCUCUCCGCAACGUGAACCAUUCGUCUACCAGCAUCACUCGCACAACCGAAACGGUUGCCGUCAUCAAAAUCGAAGAUGUGGAACGGAGUCGAACGAGGCCGAGCCGGAACGACAAGUUCAACGAGGCCUUUGACAUUGACGUGGAAAAGGCCAACGAGGUUGAGAUUGUGGUGUACGACAAAAAGAACGACAAAACAAUCCCCAUCGCGCUGCUUUGGAUUCGUCUUUCAGAUCUCGUGGAGCAGCUGCGACGGAAAAAAAUCGAGCAAGAAAUCUCUGACUCUGGCUGGGUCAGUGCGGACAAAAUGGACACGGAUCCUUUGUCGAAAAGCACGGGCAAUCGUCGGUCACUUCUUGUAAUUCCUAAAAACGAAACCUCUCAUGGGUCAUCCAGUACUACCUCCGUCGUCAGCCCGCCUGUCUCCGCAUGGUUUUCCAUGGAGCCUGUUGGGCAGAUCUACCUUUCCCUUAACUUUGUCAAACACAACCUCCGCAAGCGGCCGUUCGAUGCCGGACUGGGCCGCCAGGGCGCUAUUCGUGCGCGCAAGGACACGAUUCACGAGGUGUUCGGCCACAAAUUUGUGCAGCAGCAGUUCUACCAGAUCAUGCGCUGUGCAUUCUGUGGAGAGUUCCUCAAAAAUACAUUUGGCAUGCAGUGUGAGGAUUGUCAUUACACCUGUCACAAAAAGUGUUACCCCAAGGUCGUCGUCAAGUGCAUUUCCAAGCCUAGUGACGGCACGGAGAACGAGUAUGAGAAAAUCAACCAUCGCAUCCCACAUCACUUUGAAGCGCACACCAACAUUGGUGCCAACUGGUGCUGUCAUUGCGGUUAUAUAUUGCCUUUGGGCAAGAAGGUUGCUCGCAAGUGUACUGAAUGUGGUGUCACCGCUCAUGUUCAAUGUAUGCACCUUGUUCCCGACUUCUGUGGCAUGUCUAUGGAAAUGGCAAACCGUAUUCUUUACGAGCUGCGUACCACCAAACCACGAAAGACUCCUACGGCAACUCGUUCCGCUUCUAUUCCCUCGACCCCGGUCAGCAAACUUACUUCCAAGUCGGAAGCUAACCAUGCCAAGAAGGACUCUGUUGUUUCUACAACGUCGCUGAUUUCUCCCCUGGCACCGACUCAACAAUCACCUCCCCCUGUUUCUACCCCAGUUUCUGUGCCCGUUAUCGAAAUAUCCAGUCCACCUUCUCUUACUCCCGCACCGUCUAUCAAACGGAAACCUAUUCCCCCAGGUGAUAAUGAGCAGCCGCUGUCUCCUUACUCCAUCCCGCAAGCAGAAGCCGAGACCCCUAAACAAGAUGUAACCAUAGUCGAUUCCGUUGGUCGGCCUGUUCAAGCGACUGACGCCAAUCUCGCCAAGACUCUUGUUGAGCCCUCUAAGGUGGUCGGUUUGGAUUCCUUCAACUUCAUCUCUGUUCUCGGUAAGGGUAACUUUGGUAAAGUUAUGCUCGCAGAGUCAAAGAAAACCAAAAAUUUGUUCGCCAUCAAGGUUCUAAAGAAAUCAUUUAUCCUUGAGAAUGACGAAAUUGAAAGUAUUAAGUCUGAAAAGCGUGUUUUCCUUGUCGCCAAUCGCGAAAAGCACCCGUUCCUUCUUAAUCUGCAUUCGUGUUUUCAAACAGAAACUCGUAUUUUUUUCGUUAUGGACUAUGUCAGUGGAGGUGACCUAAUGCUUCAUAUCCAGCAAGAGCAAUUCUAUCCCCGCCGUGCACAGUUUUAUGCGGCUGAAGUCUGUUUGGCGCUCAAAUACUUUCAUGAUAAUGGAAUCAUCUACCGUGACUUGAAACUGGAUAAUAUUCUGCUGAGCCCGGAUGGUCAUAUAAAGCUUGCUGAUUAUGGACUUUGCAAAGAAAACAUGUGGGACAAAAAUACCACUGUUACCUUUUGCGGUACGCCAGAGUUUAUGGCUCCGGAAAUCUUGCUUGAACAAAAAUACACACGAGCCGUCGAUUGGUGGGCUUUUGGAGUGCUUAUUUACCAGAUGUUACUCGGUCAGUCGCCGUUCAGAGGUGAUGAUGAGGAAGAAAUUUUUGACGCCAUUUUGACGGACGAGCCUCUGUAUCCUAUUCACAUGCCUCGUGAUUCUGUAUUUAUUUUACAGCAAUUGCUUACUCGCGCCCCAGAGAAACGUUUGGGUUCUGGGCCAAAUGACGCUGAAGAUGUUAUGGCUCAUCCCUUCUUCAGUAAUAUUAAUUGGGAUGACAUUUACCAUAAACGCAUUCAGCCGCCAUUUGUUCCUAAACUUGAGGGACCUAAAGAUACGAAAUAUUUUGAUGAAGAGUUUACGAGUGAACUCCCCAUUCUUACUCCCAUUCAGUCUACCCUUUCGCCUGAGAUGCAAAUGCACUUCGAAGGCUUUUCCUAUAUUUCCGAUUUUGAUACACCUCUUGGCAACUAGCCUCAUUAAGCAUUUCACGGCGAUCCUUUCACACGUUCUUUGUUAUAAAGGUUGUCAUUUGUUUGUACAUGUUUCAUUUAAGCAAUAUAUUUUUUUUACGCUUCAAAGAGUGUACUCAGUUGAACUCAUGUAUAUGUAUUACGUGGCACUAAGGGGAAUUGCAGCUGUUCAAAUUGAACCUCAUUUUUUCCUCAUGUGAAAUCUUGCAUUACUGUCAAAUAAUUGCUUCAUUUUUCCUUCUAAAUUUUACCAACAAUCAGUACUAUUUUGAGAAAAGGCAUGCUCCAACAAGUACAUUUUUCACUACAACAUGUCUAGUGCAUGCCCGCAUGAGGAUCUUCGGGUUGCUUUUCGGGAUCCAGCUUAAUGCUUGUGUCAAUGCGGAGAAUAGCAAUACAAGCCUCUACGGCACUCUUAAUGCUUUUCAGUUUGGACAUCAUAGGCUCAAGCACACCAGCUUGAACAUUGUUGCGGAGAGUGCCGUUCAGCAGAUCAAGACCGUAGAACUUGUAGUUACGCUUCUUUGAAUCAGUGGGAUCGGCAUUCUGGGCAGCUGCAUGGUAAGCACGAAGCUUAGCCGUCAGCUCACUAGAGUCCUUGGCAGCAUUUACAGCCAACGUUUUGGGAAUUACCAGCAUUGCUUGGGCAAACUCAGCAAUGGCAAGCUGCUCACGCGAACCAAGAGACGUAGCGAAAUUCUCGAGGUAAAUGCUCAAAGCCGUUUCAACGGCACCUCCACCGGGAACAACGCUGCCGCUUUCCAGAGUCCGCUUGACGACGCUAAGGGAAUCAUGAAUAGAACGCUCCAUUUCAUCCAAAGAGUAUUCGUUAGGGCCACGAAGAACGAUAGAGGAAGAAGAGAAGGCCUUUGUGCCCUUGAUGAUAAUACAUUCGUCAUCGGAAAAGCGUUCUUGCGAAACCUCUUCGGCGGAACCAAGGUAAGAACUCUCAAAAGUUUCUUCGCCCUCCAAGUUUGACAAAGUACUGAUCAUCGUAGCACCGGUAGCCUUCGCGAUGCGGCGUAAGUCUUCCUUCUUGCAACGACGAACAGCCAUGGCACCAGCUUCAACAAAAGACUUCAAGCAAAGAUCAUCAAUACCCUUAGUAGUGAGAAUAACAUUGGCGCCAGCAUUAAGAAUCUUUUUCACACGCUCCAAAGUAAUGGCAGCCUCUCUUUCACGAAUUUUUUCAAGCUGGUCAGGGUCAUCAAUCGUCACAUGAACACCGAGAGCCAUACGGGCCUUCUGUAAGUUCAUAUCCAAGACGGCAAUCUUGGCAUUUUGAAUACGUGUCUUCAUAGCCUGACUGGCAAUUGUACAGUUGAGAGCGUAGCCCUUGAUUAAAACAGAUUCCGUGGAACUGCGACCAUGGGCCUUAAGGAUGUUCACAGCUUUCACGGGAUAGCGAACCUCUCCACGAGGAUUAAUGGCCUUCACCGAAAGCAUGGCAUCAACAACCAUGCUGGCAAAGAAAUCUGAAUCGGAUCCAAUAAUUUUGGACGACAUACUGGUCUUGGCAACGUUGAUUAAGCAAUCGCGACCAAGGCUCUCGACAUUACACUUCAAAACUUCCGUCAUAAACUUUACAGCCUCACGCAAAGCCAGACGGUAGCCAGUAAUGAUGGUGGUAGGAUGAAUCUUGUUUUUCACAAGUUCAUUCGCACGACGAAGAAGCUCAGCAGCGACGAUAACAACACUAGUCGUUCCAUCACCGACCUCCUUGUCUUGUUGUUGUGCAAGUUCGACGAGUACCUUGCCGGCAGGGUGUUCUACGUCAAGUAAAGAAAGAAUAGUAGCACCAUCAUUCGUUACAGUAACAUCCUAAAGCGGUCAGCAAGUGAAAAGAGUGACAUAUUAAACAAUUCAAUUCUCCAAAUGAGGCUAAGAAGACAGGAGGACCGUGUUGACUCAGUAUCGUUCAGAUUGUUGUAAUUGUUUUUGUCGUAGCACUCAUGGCAAUGUUACAACCGGUUAAUAACCAGAACAAGUCAUCAACACUUGAACAGGUUUCCUUUACUAAGUGACACUCCUAGCCUUCACUGUAUGAAUAAAUUAACAACUUACACCAAUAUCGUCGACAAGCAUUUUGUCGAGACCGACGGGACCCAGAGAUGAUUUCACAACAUUUGCAAUAGCCAUAGCAGCCAAAACUGUUCAUUAGCGGACGGUUCAUAGAGAUUCUAGCGAGAAUUCUUACCGUUCUGGUUGCGAACAUCUUCACCACUGAUUUUCUCUCCUCCUAGGACUUCGUUGUUAGAAAAAAAUCAGCUAAAGUGAUUACAUACAGAGAGUA
This is a messenger RNA of Schizosaccharomyces japonicus yFS275, 5509 nucleotides long. Its product is annotated as AGC/PKC protein kinase Pck2. The record is from RefSeq and is a predicted model, not a curated record. Gene Ontology annotation, cellular component: division septum. The transcript has 2 exons. The coding region runs from base 173 to 3217 and encodes 1014 amino acids. Gene Ontology annotation, biological process: regulation of cell wall (1->3)-beta-D-glucan biosynthetic process; signal transduction; positive regulation of cell integrity MAPK cascade. Gene Ontology annotation, molecular function: transferase activity; diacylglycerol-dependent serine/threonine kinase activity; kinase activity. NCBI's taxonomy places the organism in Eukaryota, Fungi, Ascomycota, Schizosaccharomycetes, Schizosaccharomycetales, Schizosaccharomycetaceae.